Molecule: messenger RNA, 620 nt
Organism: Leptopilina heterotoma
Lineage: Eukaryota; Metazoa; Arthropoda; Insecta; Hymenoptera; Figitidae
Exons: 1
Coding region: 252-620 (122 amino acids)
Source: RefSeq, a predicted model, not a curated record
CAGUUGGACCUAGAAACAUUGUAAAAUAUCAUGUGUAUUUUGACAACUUUUUUACCAGUCCAGACUUAUUGGUUCAUCUGAAGAAAGUUGGUUUGCGAUCAACAGGAACUGUCAGAGCUAAUAGGAUACAAGUUUUAAAUACAAUAAGUGAUAAAGCUGCAAGAGGGACAUUUAUUGCCAAGCACGAUAAAAAUAGUGGUGUAAACUAUAUUACAGUGAAAGAUUCAAAACAGGUCUCUAUUCUUUCAACAAUGGCAGGAGUUACACCUUGUUCUACGGUCAAAAGAUAUUCUUCGGAGAAGAAGAGAAAGAUGGAAAUAGAAUUUCCCAAAGCGUUCACACUAUAUAACAAGUUCAUGGGUGGGGUUGAUUUGCAUGAUGCCCAUUGCAGUAACUUGAUGCCCUUGCAUAAGGUCAAAAAAGUGGACUUGGGUCAUACUGAUGAGGCUUAUUCAAGCAUCAAUUGCAAAUGCAACUGUCAUAAGAAACUUGGUGAACCCUGUAAAAAAAUUGGAACCAAAGAGUUGGGUUUAGCCAUUGCUGAGGCGUAUUUGACGAAAUCUAACCCAAAAUCAAAGUGUCACAAAAUUAAAAGAGUUGACUUAAAAAAAAUUGUUUAA